Molecule: messenger RNA, 725 nt
Organism: Aspergillus ibericus CBS 121593
Lineage: Eukaryota; Fungi; Ascomycota; Eurotiomycetes; Eurotiales; Aspergillaceae
Exons: 1
Coding region: 117-560 (147 amino acids)
Source: RefSeq, a predicted model, not a curated record
UCUACCUACGUAUUUACACAAUCGUUUAUCUACAUACAUACAUACAGAACAGACACUCGUUCAACACACACACACACACUCACCACCAGUCCAACCCAACCACCAAAACCACCAAAAUGUCCUCCACCACCACCACCACAUGCAGCACAGCAUCCAACAUCUACAUCCUCCCCAUCCAAGACGCGGCCUGCGCCCUCCCCAACACCGGCAACGCCACCAGCAUAAUGAGCAAAUGCUGUUCCCCCGCCCCGCCCACAACCUACGACAACGACUGCGGAAUCUACUGUCUAGCGCAAGAGCAAUCCGUGCAUGAUCUGCUGGGCUGUAUUCAGGCCAAUGGGGCUGUCACGGAGCCGUUUUGCUCGGGGAAUAUGUCUGCCACUGCGACGGCGGCGGUGGUGAGUGUGAGUACCACGGGGAGUGGGGGGAGUACAGGGACGAGGACGGGGAGUGCGGCGAGUGGGACGCAUACGGGGGGUGCCGGGGGGGUGAGGAAGGUGGGAUUGGGGGUGUUGGGGAUGGUGGUUGUUAGUGCGGUUUGGGGGGGUGGGUUGGUUUAGGGUAGUAUAUUAUGUUGGUGGUUGGGAUGGGGUUAGGAUGUUGUAUUAUUCUAAUGAGUUUCGGAUACAUGUUGAUAUCUAUAAUCAUUUCAUCUAAUAUCAGUGGGUAUCACACCCCCCCCCCCCACUCCCCCGUACUUCAACACGCACCCAGAAACUCGCCCC